Molecule: messenger RNA, 3123 nt
Organism: Erinaceus europaeus (western European hedgehog)
Lineage: Eukaryota; Metazoa; Chordata; Mammalia; Eulipotyphla; Erinaceidae
Gene: CLCN6
Product: chloride voltage-gated channel 6
Exons: 23
Coding region: 164-2776 (870 amino acids)
Biological process (GO): transmembrane transport; chloride transport
Cellular component (GO): lysosomal membrane; intracellular membrane-bounded organelle
Molecular function (GO): voltage-gated chloride channel activity
Source: RefSeq, a predicted model, not a curated record
GUGACGCGAGCCCUCGCCCCACCCGGUCCGCAGCCACUCCGGGUCUGCCUUCCCAAGCUCCAGAGAUUCACGUGAUCCUCCCGGGGCCAGUCACGUGAGGCGCGGAUCUCGGAUGGGAGGGGGCGGGCCGAGGGGUCCCGAGUAAGAGCAGUGCGGGAGGAAGAUGGCGGGGUGCAGGGGGUCUCCGUGCUGCUGCUGCCGGUGGUGCUGCUGCUGCGGGGAGCGUGAGACCCGCACCCCCGAGGAGCUGACUAUCCUUGGAGAAACACAGGAAGAGGAGGAUGAGAUCCUUCCAAGGAAAGACUAUGAGAGUUUGGAUUACGACCGCUGUGUCAAUGACCCUUACCUGGAGGUUCUGGAGACCAUGGACAAGAAGGGAGGCCACAAGUAUGAGGCGGUGAAGUGGAUCAUGGUGUUUGCCACUGGAGUAUGCACUGGGCUGGUGGGUCUCUUUGUGGACUUCUUUGUGCGCCUCUUCACCCAGCUCAAGUUUGGAGUGGUCCAGACCUCUGUGGAAGAAUGCAGCCAGAAGGGAUGCCUUGCCCUGUCUCUCUUGGAACUCCUGGGCUUCAACUUGACCCUCGUCUUCUUGGCGAGCCUUCUUGUCCUAGUUGAGCCGGUGGCAGCAGGUUCGGGGAUACCUGAGAUCAAGUGCUACCUCAACGGCGUGAAGGUACCUGGCGUCGUCCGCCUGCGGACCCUGCUCUGCAAAGUCUUUGGAGUGCUGUUCAGCACGGCUGGCGGGCUCUUUGUGGGGAAGGAAGGUCCCAUGAUCCACAGUGGAGCCGUGCUGGGAGCUGGCCUUCCUCAGUUUCAGAGCAUCUCCUUACGGAAGACCCUAUUCAACUUCCCUUACUUCCGAAGUGACAGAGACAAGCGGGACUUUGUGUCGGCAGGGGCAGCUGCUGGAGUCGCUGCGGCUUUUGGGGCUCCGAUUGGGGGCACCUUGUUCAGUCUGGAGGAGGGCUCAUCCUUCUGGAACCAAGGGCUCACGUGGAAAGUGCUCUUCUGUUCCAUGUCUGCCACCUUCACCCUCAACUUCUUUCGUUCCGGGAUUCAGUUUGGCAGUUGGGGCUCCUUCCAGCUCCCCGGACUGCUGAAUUUUGGCGAGUUCAAGUGCUCUGACUCUGAUAAAAAAUGUCAUCUCUGGACAGCUGUGGACUUGGGCUUCUUCAUCGUGAUGGGGGUCCUCGGGGGCCUCCUGGGAGCCAUGUUCAACUGUCUGAACAAGAGGCUCGCCAAGUACCGUGUGAGAAACGUGCUCCCGAAACCCAAGCUCGUCAGAGUCCUGGAGAGCCUCCUGGUGUCUCUGGUAACCACUGUGGUGGUGUUCGUGGCCUCGAUGGUAUUGGGAGAAUGCCGACAGAUGUCCUCCUCAGGUCAGACCGGCAAUGAUUCGUUUCGGCUGCAGGCUAUGUCAGAAGAUGUGAAUUCAAGUAUCAAGACCUUCUUUUGUCCCAAUGAGACCUACAACGACAUGGCCACACUCUUCUUCAAUCCUCAGGAGUCUGCCAUCCUCCAGCUUUUCCACCAGGAUGGGACGUUCAGCCCCGUCACUUUGGUCUUAUUCUUCGUCCUCUAUUUCUUACUGGCAUGUUGGACUUACGGCAUUUCUGUCCCAAGUGGCCUUUUUGUGCCUUCUCUGCUGUGUGGAGCUGCUUUCGGACGUCUAGUUGCCAACGUCCUGAAAAGCUACAUUGGGCUGGGCCACAUCUAUUCAGGGACCUUUGCGCUGAUUGGUGCCGCCGCCUUCCUGGGCGGGGUCGUCCGCAUGACCAUCAGCCUCACCGUCAUCCUGAUUGAAUCUACCAACGAGAUCACUUACGGGCUUCCUAUCAUGAUCACCCUGAUGGUCGCCAAGUGGACAGGGGACUUCUUCAACAAGGGCAUCUACGAUAUCCACGUGGGCCUGCGGGGCGUGCCGCUUCUCGAGUGGGAGACGGAGGUGGAAAUGGACAAGCUGAGAGCCAGCGACAUCAUGGAGCCCAACCUGACUUACGUCUACCCGCACACCCGCAUCCAGUCCCUGGUCAGCAUCCUGCGCACCACGGUCCACCACGCCUUCCCCGUGGUCACAGAGAACCGGGGCAAUGAGAAGGAGUUCAUGAAGGGCAACCAGCUGGUCAGCAACAACAUCAGGUUCAAGAAGUCCAGCAUCCUCACCCGGGCGGGCGAGCAGCGCCGUCGGAGCCAGUCCAUGAAGUCCUACCCAUCCAGCGAGCUCCGGAACGUGUGUGACGAGAACGUGGCCCCCGAGGAGCCGGCCGAGAAGGAGGACCUCCUGCAGCAGAUGCUGGAGCGCAGAUACACGCCCUACCCCAACCUGUACCCUGACCAGUCCCCAAGUGAAGACUGGACCAUGGAGGAGCGCUUCCGCCCUCUGACCUUCCAUGGUCUCAUCCUCCGGUCCCAGCUUGUCACCCUGCUCGUCCGAGGAGUCUGCUACUCUGAAAGCCAGUCGAGUGCCAGCCAGCCACGCCUGUCCUAUGCCGAGAUGGCCGAGGAUUACCCUCGCUGCCCUGACAUCCAUGACCUGGACCUGACACUGCUGAACCCACGGAUGAUCGUGGAUGUCACCCCAUACAUGAACCCUUCACCCUUCACUGUGUCACCCAACGCCCACGUCCCUCAAGUGUUCAACCUGUUCAGGACCAUGGGCCUGCGACACCUGCCAGUGGUGAAUGCGGUGGGGGAGGUCGUGGGGAUCAUCACACGACACAACCUGACGAACGAGUUCCUGCAGGCCCAACUGCGGCAGCACUGCCAGACCAUCUGACGGCCACUGCCAGCCCGUCCUCUCCGGGAGCUGCCCGCUUGCACUCCACCACCCUGACCGGCUGCAGCUGUCCAGGGCAUGGGAGGGCCCCCAUCACCCUCAUCCGUGGGAAAGCCUCCAACCAUUGAGCACUGUGCAGAGAUCCUGGGCGGGUAUGAGCCACUAGGCCGUGGGCUGCUCUGACUUUCUCAGCAAGUUCCCCCUUUCCUGCCCCUUCCCUACCACCCAGUGUUGACACAGACCUCUGACCUCUCCUUACAGCACCAGGACAGAGGGGCCAGGCCUUGCUCAGUGAGGGGGGUCAGGCCUUGCUCAGUGAGGGGGGUCAGGCCUUGCUCAGUGAGGGG